AUGGACCAUCUGCCAACGCCGCCAGUGCCUCCCGAUACUCGAAGCCUGGGUGCAGGGACGUCAACGUACAAGCAGGGGUACACCCACAAGGAGGUGCCAAGGACACAGGCAGUCGUGCAGCCGCCCAGGCCUUACGCGCCGCUCAAGUUCGAGGGCACCUCCACACACAAGUUAGUAGGCCGAGGAAGGUGUCUCAUGCGCUGGCUGCAUGAGUGUGUGCGCGUGUUCAGAGCUGACUAUCAGCAGUGGGAGCUGCCCCCUCCCAGGCGCCCUCAGGCGGUCAACGAGCUCGUGUCUCUGCCCUUCCAGGGCGCCUCCACAUACAAGGUCACACACACACACACACACACAGAGAGAGAGAGAGAGAGAAGAGAAAUCACCAUGGAGCCAUGCACCUGCAUUGCCGUGACUCUGUGAUGGUGUCUGUCGUGUCAGAAUGACUUCGAUCACAAGGUGCUGUCCGACAAACCCCACGCCGAGAAGAUGGAGUGGACACCCAAGUGAGACGACGAGCAUUUAUCGAGGCAGCCAGCCAAGGCGACUGUUGUCUCUCCCUCUCCCUCUUCCUCUGCCUCUCCCUCCGUCUGUGUGUUGUGCAGUCCGGCAAAGUUCGAAGCCGUGUUGAGCUACCGCGAGUCUUACGACGAGAAGCCCGUCGUGCAGGCCCGUAAGUGAGAAGUAACAACAGAGACAGACACAUGUCGAUAGAUACGCUGGUGGAUGGCGGGCGGAUAGGAUGGAUUGGCAUGUGUGUGUGUGCAGCGCCUCCUCUGCCGUUUGAGGGCACUCCAUACAGGGAUUGUGUGGCUGAGGUUGUGUGGCUGGCAGAACUCAUGUCGUGAACACAUGUGUUUUGGGACACUUAUGUUAUCUCUCAGCUGAAUGAGCCUAGACGUAUAAGGGCAGGGGGAGAAAGACUCCAACAUCAGGGGCCCGACAAACACAG
This is a messenger RNA of Vitrella brassicaformis, 946 nucleotides long. NCBI's taxonomy places the organism in Eukaryota, Vitrellaceae. The record is from the annotation of a GenBank genome assembly.